Molecule: messenger RNA, 670 nt
Organism: Prunus avium (sweet cherry)
Lineage: Eukaryota; Viridiplantae; Streptophyta; Magnoliopsida; Rosales; Rosaceae
Source: RefSeq, a predicted model, not a curated record
ACAUUUCUUAAUAAUUCUUCAGUUUUCAACUUCGCCACCAACGCACACGAUGUACAACAAGUACCCAAAGCAUCAUUCGACUCAUGCAGCUCGGACAACGCAAUCGGCUCAGCCAUCACAACUGGCCCGGCAAACGUUACGCUCCCCUCAGCCGGCGAGCACUACUUCAUCUGCACUAUUAGCACCCAUUGCCAGUCAGGGCAGAAGCUGGCAAUCACCGUCUCAAGCUCAGCUACCUCCCCAGGAGCCUCACCACCUUCUGUGCCUCCUCCACCUCCUUCUGCUAACUCUCCUCCUACUACACCUUCUCCGACAUCAAACAACCCUGCUGCUUGUCCUCCAGAGCUAGCACCAUCACCUUCCCCCACUGACCCCACUGGGAAGACCGCUCCACCACCCCAACCGGCUUCUUCAUCCCGGGCUGUUUUCGCUAGUUUCUUUUUGUCGUUCUUGGCUCUUGUCAUGGGUUUGUUCUUUUGAAGACCUCAAGAGAUGGACCAAUUUUUAUUAUUAUCUUGGGGAUCCAUUAAUUUUGAUGUUUAGUAUAAUUUUUUAUGGGAGAUAUAAGGGAACUAUUAUCCCUGAUUUUUUCAUAUAGUCAAAUCGUGAUGUUUCUUUGACUGCAUUAUCAAUAAAGGAACUCCCUCUGUUGAAAAUUCGAUCUCUGCCA